AUGGCUGCUCUGAUCGGCAGCUUUGCGCGUACCGAUCACUCUGCAUCUUCAAACAGGUCGCUGUUGCCGGCCCUAGCGUUCCGGCCACCUCAGCCGCAGCAAUCACCACAACGUCCGUCGACCUCCUGCCUUCAACAUCCAAAUUACAUGAAGCAUUCGGCUCCGCCGAAUCCGCACUUCACUGGCGGCAACGUUGCCGACCCCCAUCCCCCGUCGCCUCCCGGCAGCGUUCCGAAAGAGACGUCAACGCUAGCCCCAGCUGUCUCUGCUGACCGACCCGACGGCAUCAUCAGUGCACAUUUUCGGAAUCCCUCUCCUCCUAACUCCUCCUCGCCAACCAGCGUCAGAGUCGCCUCAUUCUGCACCCCCCCGGCGAGGGAUGGAAGCUUAGCGCACAUGGCAUCCACUGACGCCAGCACUGCCCAAGCGGGAGCCAUUUCUUCAUCCACACAAGCCUGCCAGACAGCUGUGCCCACCCCAAGUGCAGCUCGGCCUCCGCCCCCAACGAACGCCAUCCCCUCGCCUGCUAGCGACACCUACUACUACCCGCCAUGGACACCAUCAGGACCUGAUCCCGUGUCCACAUCCUCUACAUCACCAUCUUCACCACCGCCUGCCCAGCGCACGCAGAGGACAAUACGCAUUCGCAGCCUUAGUCACAUCGAAAAUCUUGCACAGCUUGAUGUUUCCACUGGUAACGGGCCUGGCAUUCUCAACGAUCCCCCACUCCAGGAUAUGAAAUUUGAGAUCAGCGACAUGCCUAUUGGUGACAUAAUCAGCAUGGUGGCCGCCCUUCUGACCAAAAUCACCACAACAAACGACCACCAGCAUGAUGCAUUAAAUCGUAUUGCAACUCAACAGCGGCAGGCCCAAGUCCACGGGGACGGGUCAGACACCCACGGAAGUCCCUUUUCAGCGUCUGUGCUCGCCUUCCAUGGCAAGAACGUUCCUGCAAUCACGAUUCUAAGCUAUCUCACUCGAAUACACAAGUACUGCCCUACCACAUAUGAAGUAUUUUUGAGUCUGCUUGUCUACUUCGAUCGCAUGACAGAACGUGUGAACGAUCUUGUCAUGAGGGAUGAGAGAGAGCAUAGGAAGAGUGCUAGCCUGCAGCAGCAGGGACAGCCAGACCAGCUGGAUAAGAAACACGACACGGUCCAAUCGCAUUCAGAGCUAGACGUCCAGAUGCGAGACGAGGGCGAGGAGUCGAGCCAAGGCGACGAAACUGACGAGGGCCUUGCCGACAGCGAUGAUGGCAAAGCUGUCUGCAACAGCACUUCUCACAAUGACGGACGUGGUAACAGUCCGCCUGCCCCUGUUCCACAUCCGACGACUUUGACCGCGACCUAUUUUGUAGUCGACAGUUUCAACAUUCACCGCCUCAUAAUUGCCGGUGUUACUUGUGCGAGCAAGUUCUUUUCGGAUGUCUUUUACACGAAUUCGCGAUAUGCAAAGGUGGGAGGACUUCCGCUUGCCGAGCUGAACCAUCUAGAGCUUCAGUUUUUGAUUCUCAAUGACUUCCGCCUUGCCAUUCCGCUGGAGGACCUUGAAGCGUACGCCACGAUGCUUGUCGAAUUUUACGCCCGCGAAGUUAUUGGCAAACGAGCGCGUCCAUCGGGGGCCUCGCAGACAUAG
Grosmannia clavigera kw1407 is the source of this 1635-nucleotide messenger RNA. RefSeq names its product cyclin-dependent protein kinase complex component. Gene Ontology annotation, molecular function: cyclin-dependent protein serine/threonine kinase regulator activity; protein kinase binding. The record is from RefSeq and is a predicted model, not a curated record. NCBI's taxonomy places the organism in Eukaryota, Fungi, Ascomycota, Sordariomycetes, Ophiostomatales, Ophiostomataceae. Bases 1 to 1635 code for a protein of 544 amino acids. Gene Ontology annotation, biological process: regulation of cyclin-dependent protein serine/threonine kinase activity. The transcript is spliced from 2 exons. Gene Ontology annotation, cellular component: nucleus; cyclin-dependent protein kinase holoenzyme complex.